Molecule: messenger RNA, 1895 nt
Organism: Bufo bufo (common toad)
Lineage: Eukaryota; Metazoa; Chordata; Amphibia; Anura; Bufonidae
Product: flavin-containing monooxygenase 5-like
Exons: 8
Coding region: 130-1740 (536 amino acids)
Molecular function (GO): NADP binding; flavin adenine dinucleotide binding; N,N-dimethylaniline monooxygenase activity
Source: RefSeq, a predicted model, not a curated record
GUGGACUCUAUCCUUGAGUGCCUUGUUAUUACAAACUCUCCACACUGACGUGGAAAGAACUGUGAAGAAUUGUCCUUAUUUUACCUAUAGUAAUAACUUUUACUUUUUUAAGGAUUAAUACCUGAAGUCAUGGUGCAGAAAAUUUGUAUCAUUGGGGCAGGUUCUAGUGGUUUAACAGCAAUAAAAUGCUGUCUAGAUGAAAAUUUGGAGCCCACCUGCUUUGAAAGCUCUGAUGAUAUUGGAGGCUUAUGGAGGUUCAAGGAGAACCCAGAAGAUUCAAGAGCCAGCAUCUACAAAUCUGUUAUCAUAAAUACAUCCAAGGAGAUGAUGUGCUUCAGUGACUACCCCAUCCCAGAUGACUUUCCUAAUUAUAUGCAUAAUUCCAAAAUUAUGGACUAUUUCCGAAUGUAUGCAAAUCAUUUCAACAUUUUGAAAUAUAUACAUUUCAAGACUAAAGUAUGCAGCAUUAAAAAACGUCCUGACUUUUCCACCACUGGCCAGUGGGAUGUUGUGACAGAAUGUGAUGGGAAGCUAGAAACUGGAAUUUUUGAUGGCAUACUUGUCUGUAGUGGACACCAUACCUUUCCACAUUUACCACUACAUGCUUUUCAAGGCAUUGACAAGUUUGAAGGACAAUAUCUACAUAGUCGGGAUUAUAAAUAUCCUCAACAAUUUGCAGAUAAGAAGAUUAUUGUGAUCGGAAUUGGGAAUUCUGGUGGUGAUCUGGCAGUAGAAUUGAGUUCUGUUGCCAAACAGGUCUUCCUCAGCACCAGGAGAGGUGCAUGGGUUGUUAACCGUGUAGCUGAUGAAGGGUUUCCACUAGAUGUAGUUUUGUACAGCCGAUUUAAACUGCUUGUUAAGACAUUCAUGACCAAAGAAAUGUUGAAUAACUGGGCAGAAAAGAAAAUGAAUGGACGUUUUAAUCAUGAGAAUUUUGGUCUAAAGCCUAAACACAGAAUUCUCAGUCAGCACCCAACUAUUAACGAUGAUCUUCCAAAUCGAAUCAUCUCAGGAAAGGUUAUUGUGAAACCCAAUGUGAAGGAGUUCACACAGAGAGAUGUCAUUUUUGAGGAUGGCACUGUGGAGAAAAAUAUUGAUGUUGUGUUUUUUGCUACUGGCUACAGUUUUUCCUUUCCAUUUUUUGAUGAUCCUGACCUUAAAGUAGAACAAAAUCACAUAUCAUUGUACAAACUUGUAUUCCCACCACUGUUGGAAAAGUCAACUUUGGCCUUCAUAGGCCUUAUUCAACCUAUUGGUGCAAUAAUGCCUAUUUCAGAGCUUCAGAGUCGAUGGGCCGCACAAGUUUUCAAAGGAUUGUCUAAACUUCCUUCAUCAAAAUGUAUGCUUAAGGAAACAUCCAUGACUAAGAGAGAAAUGGCUUCAAGGUAUGUGGAGAGCCCAAGACACACAAUUCAAGUUGACUUUUUGGAAUAUAUGGAUGAAAUUGCUUCUCAGUUCGGUGCCAAGCCCAGCAUUCUACAGUAUUGGAUUACAGACCCUAAACUUGCUUCAGAAUUGUUUUUUGGGCCCUGUACCCCUUACCAAUAUCGCUUGAUAGGGCCUAAUAAAUGGUCAGGAGCCAGGAAAGCCAUUUUAACUCAAAGAGAGCGCAUUAUUAAACCAACUAAGACCCGCAUUUGCACUCAGGAAAUGAAUGAGAGCAAAUCUCCCAUAACAUUCCUUCUGAAAUUAGCAGCCAUCUUUGCUAUCUUGGCAGCUGCUUAUUGUGCUUAUGUUUAAGGUGCGUCUCUUGUCUGAAUGUUCAACAUUUCACAAUAGAAAUUUCUUCUCAUGAGGAGUUUAGACAUGUAGCACCACUGCUUUUUAGAAAUGGCUGUAAUCACUAAUGGUUCCUAAUCACUAUACGAUAUAAUUGUGACAUUCAUCGGCUUAAU